AAUUUUGUUCUCAAAGAAGACUCUGUCUCUGUCUGUGUCUCUGUCUCUGUUCGUCUCUCAGAAGGAAUCGCUUAGCAUCACAUUCUUUUAAAGUUUACUUUUUGAUUCUUUGAUCUUCAGCUUCAGGGUCACUGUGCUUCUGGGCUCUGCUUACUUGUUUUAGGGUUCCUUUGAUUCUGAAUUGGAUUGCAAUUGGGUGGCUCACUCUGCUUUGCUCAAUUGCUCACACUUUAUCUUUUCAUGAGAAUAGCAGAACUUUUGACCUGAUCAGUGAACUGCCAGGGCAAAGGACAAGCAGGUAUAGUGCACAGGACAUGGGGUGCUUGGUUUCCACUCCAAAGGAUUCUGGUGGAAAUAGAAGGAGGCCAGGGAGUAUUGGGGAAGUUUCUGUGUAUGUUCCCGGUCUAAGAAUUCCCAAACCCGUUGAUUUUGCACAGUCACUUGGUGAUUACUUGUCUAAGAAUAUAGUGGAACGCCUGUCUGCUCUUAGAACUCGGAUAGUUGUAAUGGCUGGCCAAGAAGGUCCUACAAUUACAAGAACCAAAAGGAAGAGUGCCACUCAACAUGGAGGUUCAACACUGGCUGAUCUUCAGCAGGCUCUUGAAGACUACUUGCCAGUACUUUUGGGAUUAGUCAAAGAUGGAAGCCAUUUACAAUACAAAGUUCAAUUUGUUUGGGUGAAUCAGGAAGAUGAUGCAGAGGAAACAGCCAUGUCUAAUGCUUGGUAUGAAGUGUUGUCAGUUUUGCACUUGAUGGCAAUGCUAUCACUAUCACAGGCUAAUUUAUUACUUCUUCCAAGAACAUCCACCGAUGGUCAUCAGCCGAAAGUAUCAGAAGAAAGCAGACGAGCUUCUGUUGAUAUCUUCUUAAAGGCAGCUGGGUAUCUUGAUUGUGCUGUCAGGCAUGUUCUUCCUCAGUUGCCCGCUGAACUCAGGAGAAAUUUACCAGUAGACCUUGCGGAAGGAGUUCUUCGAGCACUCUGUCUACAAGCAUUGGGACAGGGUGUAGAUAUCCAACUUGGAAUGGCAAUUGAUAGUACAAAAGCCACUCUUGCUGUGAAGCGUAGACUUGCGUGUGAGAUGGUGAAAUAUUGGCAACAGGCUCAAGAUAAUAUAAUGAACCUUCCAUUAACAAAUGGUUGGGGCGAAAAGCAUGGUCUUUUUGUGAAAUGGAAGUACGUUGAAGCAAAGGCUGCAGCUUAUUAUUAUCAUGGUUUGAUUCUUGAUGAGGGAAACACAGAGAAAUCUCAUGGGAUGGCUGUAGCUGCUUUGCAAGCGGCAGAUGAGUAUUUCAAAGAAAGUAAGAAGCUAUGUGAUGCAUUCAAUGCAGCAUCUCCAUUGUCAAGAAAUCCACCUCUUUGGGGGACUAUGAAAUAUCUGUGUGAGAAAAUUCCUAAGGAUACUUCAAGCAAGGUGCGAAUAAACCGUGAUCUGUACUCUUAUGAGAGAAUCAUGGAGACAGCGCCAACGUUGCCUGAUUUUGCCUUGGCUUUGAAACCUGAUGAAUAUCAACUUCCUCAGGUGGAUCCAUCUUGGAGAACAGAAAACGUGAAUGGGGGACAAAGUGGUGCCCCCAACCAUCUCAAGGGAUGAAAAAUUAAAAAACUACAUAUAUUUGCAGACCUCAAAAAUAUCAGAAAGAAGACAUUCAACUUCAAGCUCAGAAGGGUGAUUUUUCAGUGCUUGUCAAUAGAAGAAAAUUAACUAUUUCUGAUUGUGUCUGCCUUUUACCCUUUUUUUCUUCAUAAAUUGAUUCCCUCCCAUCCUCUCCACAAGUGGAAAUAGAGCUUUAAGUUGUGUUACUAUGUAAAUUUGUCUAUUUGAGGGGAAAAAAAGAAAGGGUUUCCUUACCAAUACCCAAAUAAUAAGAUUAUUACUGUUUUGCUAAAGGCAGUCAAAUCCUCCAUUUGUUAAAUCAAGUUGUACAAGUGAUCGUGUGUAAAAUUGACUUGUGCAUUGCGGAGAAAGAAAAAUUUCCUUGAGGUUGUGUUAAAAUUCGAAAUGCUAAGGGAAUUUAUGACGUU
Messenger RNA from Abrus precatorius (Indian licorice), 2023 nucleotides. RefSeq lists its product as uncharacterized. NCBI's taxonomy places the organism in Eukaryota, Viridiplantae, Streptophyta, Magnoliopsida, Fabales, Fabaceae. The record is from RefSeq and is a predicted model, not a curated record. The transcript has 13 exons. The coding region runs from base 315 to 1592 and encodes 425 amino acids.